CUCUCUCCCCCUCUCUCCCCUGAGGUCUUCGAGAUGUUGAGUGUGAAUUGUGAACAAACCCGGCUUGAUGAGUAUCUUCGUGGUUCCAACCCCAGCAUCUGUUUCUAACCACAGAACAGACGCGGCCAGAAAACACCGUCUUCAUCAGAGCGGCAGUGGAGUCCUCUAAGGUUGUUUUUGGGGGGUAAAGACCACCCAGGACAGAGAGGGGAACAGUUUAAGAAAGCACGGCAUAGUUUUUGAAUGAGCGAGAGGGAUCUGCAGAGCAUGUGUAAAUGGGUAAUUCUGCUCACCUUCUGCCUGAUAACGUUAGGGGGGAGGCUAACACAGGCAUCAGCCCACAGAAGCCACACAGUUCACGUCAAAGCCGGAACCUGUGAGGUCAUCGCUGCCCACCGAUGCUGCAACAGAAACAAGAUCGAGGAGAGAUCUCAGACAGUGAAGUGUUCCUGCUUCCCAGGCCAGGUGGCGGGUACAACAAGGGCCGCCCCUUCCUGUGUGGACGCUUCAAUAGUCAUUCAGAAAUGGUGGUGCCAAAUGCAGCCUUGCCUUGAAGCAGAGGAGUGUAAAGUUUUACCGGAUCAAACUGGCUGGAGCUGCAGUACAGGAAACAAAGUCAAAACAACCAAGCUGAUUAUGCCCCGUGGAGGAUGACUAAUAUCCCUAGCCACGGGGAUAUAGUGGAGGCGCCCGUACUUCAAACAACAAAGGUCACACGAUAGCCCUACACCUGAUCCGACACGCAACAUGAAGGACAGCGUUUUAUACACAGACAAGCUCAAACAGACACAUACGCCUACCUGUCUGGCGGACACCAGCAGUUGGAAACUUGCGCGGUGCAUUAUGCAAAAACAACAUUUAAAAAAAUGACCAGAUUACCACUGAGGAAUUCGCUGGGACAAGAGGAACUCUGGCAUGGGAACAUUGGGUACCUGUGAAACCAGGACUCGAAACCUGCAGGACCUGUCUUAAGCAUUUGCUAGACGUUUUGCGCAGCAGCGGACGGGCUUUCGAGCGCUUCGGGUUGGUGGUUAAUCUGAAGGAUUGCCCCUGAAGACGCACGAACAUCAGAGAGCUGCGUUAAACAACACGGACGUGUUCCUGUAGGUGUCUGCUCUGUGCUAACACAUCAUUUGCCCAAGCGCUUGUUUAUACUGUACAGUCGCUGCUUCUGUAUGAUGGGGUCAGACCUUUUUCAAUUCGCGGGUUGUAGGCUGUCGCACACUCUUUUUUUAUUGUUUGUUUGUUGGCUUUG
This is a messenger RNA of Polyodon spathula (Mississippi paddlefish), 1255 nucleotides long. RefSeq names its product chemokine-like protein TAFA-2. The transcript has 6 exons. The record is from RefSeq and is a predicted model, not a curated record. Gene Ontology annotation, molecular function: receptor ligand activity. The coding region runs from base 244 to 654 and encodes 136 amino acids. NCBI's taxonomy places the organism in Eukaryota, Metazoa, Chordata, Actinopteri, Acipenseriformes, Polyodontidae.